This is a messenger RNA of Sitodiplosis mosellana (orange wheat blossom midge), 2242 nucleotides long. RefSeq names its product DNA repair protein XRCC1 (gene XRCC1). NCBI's taxonomy places the organism in Eukaryota, Metazoa, Arthropoda, Insecta, Diptera, Cecidomyiidae. Gene Ontology annotation, biological process: double-strand break repair via nonhomologous end joining; single strand break repair; base-excision repair. Gene Ontology annotation, molecular function: damaged DNA binding. The transcript is spliced from 6 exons. Gene Ontology annotation, cellular component: nucleus. The coding region runs from base 253 to 2064 and encodes 603 amino acids. The record is from RefSeq and is a predicted model, not a curated record.
AGUGGAAAAAAUUGUUGUUCGCCUGAAUUGUGCUUGUACACUGAUGCGACUUUGUCACAAUAGUACGUUUUGAGGCUGUUUGGUGUCGCUGUUGCGUGCAUAUAGAUUGUACGCGCCGAAAUUCAGAACGUCAUUGUCAAACAAACACGAAGAACGCUAUUUCAACACUUUUGAAAUCCUAGUUUACAGUCGGAAAAAUCAAAAGUAAAAGAGGAAUUGCUUCGAAAGAAUCAAGCAAUUGAUUUAUCCACGAUGCCCAUCGCUCGAUUCAAGGGUGUUUUACUUUGCAGUAGCGAAGAUAAGAAUCACCCGGCUACUAACCUUAUAAGCAGUUCAAGCAAAAAAUGGAAAUGCGAAGAAACCGGAUUGGAUUCGGUGUACGUAGUUUUGCAAUUUGAAAAACCGACAAAAAUCAGUGGCAUUGAUAUUGGCAACGAGAAUUCAUCGUUUAUCGAAGUGUCAGUUGGACGAAGUGGAUGGCCGGUUGAAAGAUUCAAGACAAUUUUGGUGUCAUCAUCGUUCAUGACAAUAAUCGACAGUCGAAAUUCGGAAAACCCAAAUCGCGUGCGGUGCUUUAGUAGAGACGCACUGAUGCCAGAAGUGGCGGAAGAAAAAUGGGAACUCAUCAAAGUGACUUGCACACAAGGUUUCAACAAACAUGUUCUAUUUGGAUUGUCGUUCAUCAAAAUUCAUACACCAGACGCUGUUGCAGCAUCGGUUUCAGAAUCUUCACCCGUUAAACCAACUGUACCAAGUGUUACAAGUGUUACAGCAAGUCCGAAAGAGAAGAAAAGUUGUGACGAGGCAUUAGGCUUGCCGAAAACCAGUGUGUUUGCUAAAUUUAGAAUGCGUGUCGACUCAUCUGAUUCAUCAUCGGAUAAAGAAGCUGAGACUUCAUCAUCAUUGUUUUCAAAAUGGAAAAAAGAAAAGGAUACUCCGCUCAAAGACUCACACAAUGUCAGCGCGGCAGCAGCGAUUCGAGAUGCAUCGUCAUCGAUGUCCAAACUGGAACAAUGCACAAAAAUCAAUCACAAAAUCGCAACCCCAACGGGAAAGACAGAAAGGCCAGUUGAUAAUGGUGACAAAAAUUCGAAAGAAGCGCGACUUAACCGAUACCGCCCGGCCAUCUUGUACGACGAGGACGAUGAAAAUACAUCGAAUCCAAGAUUGGAGAAGAUUAUAAACGAAGACAAAGAGCGCAUUGAACGCGAGCGAAUGGAAUUGCUCGAUAAGAAGAAGGGAAAAAAAGAUAUUUCACGUGAGGAAAAAACAAAGAACAAAAUGGAAUCGUCAGCUAACAAGUUCAAAGUGUUUUUGCAAGAUGACAUCCCAAGCCAAUCGAAAGACAACGGUACAAACAAACAAGAUGAUAACGAUGAUAACGAUGAUAACGACGAUGACGAUGACGAUGACGAUGAUAUUGUUGAAGUGAAAGCAUUAUCGCCAGCUAAAGUUGAUCUAACGGCCACUAGCUCACAAGCAUCUCGUUCACCGUCCCCCGAUCCAAGUACACCGCCAGCUUGGAAGGUAAAAAACAAACGUCCAUCGACUUCGAACAAUCUCAGUGACGUUGUUGACGACGAUGACGAUAUUUUUGACGAGAAAACUCAAUCACCUGCGAAGGUUGAUCCGGCGGCACCUGACAGCCCACAAGCAUCGCGUUCACGGUCUCCCGAUCCAAGUACACCACCAGCUUGGAAGGUGAAGAACAAACGCCAGUCGACUUCAAACGAAAGCAGUGCCAGCAAGCGCAGCCGAAAAUCACCAUCACCAGAGCGCAACACACAAAACGACAAACGUUUUGAUGAAAUUUUGCGAGGAGUGGUGUUUGUUAUCAGUGGUAUUCAGAACCCAGAACGCGCUGAUAUGCGGACACAGGGUCUUAAGAUGGGAGCAAAAUACAAGCCAGACUGGGACGACUCAUGCACACAUUUGAUAUGUGCCUUCAAAAACACUCCGAAGUACAAACAGGUGCAAGGCUCUGGCAUAAUCGUGAACAAAGACUGGAUUGGUGAUUGUUUCACGCAAAAGAAAAAGCUACCUUGGCAAGAUUAUCAGCUGUAAAUUUUCUUCCUUAUCGCCAUUUGCAGUUUAUACAUACUUAUGUGAUUUUGUCCCAUGACAAAGUGUUUGUCGUUCCGAAAGAAAAUUUCGUUCUUAUAUACAUAUAAAUCUAAAAGUUCAAUUUGAAAAACUAGAAUAAAAGAAGUUGAAUAAAGACACAGAAAAUUCAUUAAUAAAA